AGAUGAUUACAAUUAUAUUGACUAUCACUACAUUGAGUAUUACUAUAUACUAUGCCAAGAAUUAUAUCAGAUAUGGAUCAGUGAAAAAUCAACUUUAUCCUCCUUUUGCUCCACAACGAAUACCUUUAUUUGGCCAUACUUUACAUUUUAUCAAACCAAUCUCUGUACAAGAAGUAUUUCGAUUAUGGAGUUUACAGGUUGGAUCUGUUUUUACCGUACAACUUGGAUCUAAGUAUUGGGUAGUACUGAAUUCUGUUCAAGCUGUUAAAGAUUUAAUUGUGGAAAGAAGUACAAUUUAUUCUUCAAGAGAUUUACCUUCCACUUUAGUAGAUGAUAUCAUGGCUGGAGUAAAUAAAGGUGGUGCCUUUGCUUUUUAUCCUUAUGGUCCUGAAUGGAGACACCUGAGAAGAAUUGCUCAUGGUGGAUUGGUGAAAAGAAAGAUCAAUGAUUAUCAAUCUAUCUUCAAUGAACGACGAACAGCAUUACUUUCGAAUAUUUGGCGAAAUAGUCAACAAAAUAACUGUAUCUUUCUCACCAAUUUUAUUGAGCAUUACACCAUGACAUCUAUACUUACCAUUGCCUUUGGUAACAUAUGCAACUUUGAAGCAGGUGAUACUCGUCUACAUGAAGCCUUUGCCUUGACUGAACGUGCUGCUGCAAGUUUUGGCACUCGAGAACAAUUGACUGAAUUUUUCCCUAUUCUCAAAUAUGUGCUUCCAAGUCGUAAGUCAGAAUACAAAGAUGUAAGAAAGAAAAUGAAUGGUUUUUAUGGUGGUUUAUUGGACGAAUUCAAAGCAAAAUGGGAAAAUGAUCAACAUGCUACUGAAGAAUGUUUUAUCAAAGAUAUCCUGUCUGGGGGAGAACUAACUGAUUUACAAAUGAUGAAUUUUAUCACUGUGUUUGUUGGUGCAGGCUCUGAAACAACUGCUUCCACUCUAGAAUGGAUGAUUGCCCUUUUAGGGAAUGAUCCUGAUAUUCAAGAUAAAGUAUAUAAAGAGAUUGAAGAGAACGUUGGUUUGGAUCGACUACCUGAAGCUAAUGAUGAACGAUAUCUCCCCUAUCUACAAUGUGUUAUUCAUGAAACUCUUCGAUUUCGUUCCCCAGCACCAAUGGCAGUACCUCACGCAACCAGUGAAAAUGAUAUCUACAAAAAUUGGCUCAUUCCAGCAAACACCACCAUCAUUAUCAAUCUGCACGCCAUUCAUAAAGAUCCUAUUCGAUAUCCCAAGCCUGAUCUAUUCUACCCUGAUCGUCAUAUGGAUUAUGUUCAACGACAACUACAUCAACAAACACAACGAUUUAGUCAAACAAUAGAGGAUCGCCCUCAUCUUGCCUUUUCUACAGGACGACGUGUAUGUGUAGGAAUUCAUCUGGCUGAAAGAAGUAUUUUUAUGGCUGCAAGCGCUUUAUUAGCAUGUUUUCGCUUUGAACGUGAAUCUAUGGAUCUCAUCGACAUCGACACUCCAAAAGAUAUUCGAUCACCCACUCUUAGUCCUUCCCCUUACAAGAUCAAGGUUAUCCCAAGGCAUGAUCAUGUUGACUCCUUCCUUACAGUUUAGUUUUACCUUAAUUUUUUUUUUUCUAGAUUAGCAAUCUUAUAUUUCUAUCAUGAUUGGUUAAUAAAAUUCAUUUUAUUUACGCUACUUUCUACAAUUGUUUUAGUAGCCAUCUACGUCCUGUCAUCAUAUAUAACCAUCAUCUAUCAUACUAUUCUCCACUACGCAACCUUCGUCACCAUCAUAUGAUUAACAUCUGCCUUUAUCCAUUAUCACCAAGACGCCGUACUUAUUGC
Molecule: messenger RNA, 1792 nt
Organism: Halteromyces radiatus
Lineage: Eukaryota; Fungi; Mucoromycota; Mucoromycetes; Mucorales; Cunninghamellaceae
Product: cytochrome P450
Exons: 5
Molecular function (GO): heme binding; monooxygenase activity; iron ion binding
Source: RefSeq, a predicted model, not a curated record